UGAUUGGCUGAGACACGGCUAACUCCAUUUUGGAAAACAGCUGUUUGAAGACACAACCUUUCCUCAUUGUUUGCCGACGGUGGCCGCAGAAAACAUCCAGCCUCCCUCUCAGAGACUCUCUUCCCCUUCAUUUCCACACCAGCCUCCUUUAGUUUCCGUCGAGUUGAACGUGUCGCUCCGCGGUUUUUUUUUUUUUUUUUUUUUUUGCCCAAGUGUCCGGAAACUUAACUGGGGAUUCAUGCUGUUACAUUUCCAUUGUAACAAGUGGAUAACAGGAGGAGAACGGAUCAAGGUGUAAUGAGAGAGCUGGUCAUGGACAGAUGAUGGAUGUGGAGACGUCGUACACAGAGUUCAUCAACUGUGAUCGCACAGGCCGCAGGAACGCAGUGCCCGACAUCUCAGGGGACGGGACACCAGUGGCCAGCACCAGUGAACUAACCAAAGACCUGGCAGAGAUGGACCUGAAGGCUGCAGAAGGAGACCAGGGGGCUUCACCAGCCCCGGAGGCAGAGGGCUCUACCAGCCAAGAUGCCCAGGGAAACGGAGGCCCGUCCUAAAACCCCAGAGACCGGAGGGAGGAGAGCAAGAGAAGGAAAUGAGUGAAAGUGGAGAGACAUGGAGAAAGGGAGGAAGAGGGAGAGGGAGAGGGAGUGUACUGGUUGUCCUAAUUGGACAUGCUCUUCUCACAGCCCCGUUCUCAUGUUACAGUGAGGACGCCUUCGCUCACUGCCGGCCUGCGUUUGGAGCUCCGCCGGCCCAAAUGCACGCCUCUUUAUCGGAUCAGAUAGUAACGAGGGGAACCGAACGGAGUACAGCUGACCAUGGAGAUGCUGCUCUUUACUCUGGUAGUCAUUUAUAUUCCUGACAUGACAAGAAAGCACAGGAACUUCAGAUGUGUGUCUCUGGAGCGUGAACACUAUACAUUUAUAAUAACACUCGAAACAUUGUUCCAGCCUAAUGUGGAACUCUAUCACAGAGUGCGUUACAUGCUCAUAAUCAUCUGUUUGUCCUUUUCUUUCUAUGUGUGUACGUGUUUGUGACCUUCUCGUUCAUUUUCAUCUUCUAGUCUUUCUUCUUUUUCAGUAACCAACAUAGUUGUCGUUAUAAUGUACUGUACGGAGGUCAUAUUUAUUGCAAAAUGUUCAGUGAUAACUUUGUGAUAGCAAUUUUCUUUGUGUAAUAAAAUACUUAAUAUGAAUCUAC
Messenger RNA from Myripristis murdjan (pinecone soldierfish), 1203 nucleotides. RefSeq names its product protein kinase (cAMP-dependent, catalytic) inhibitor gamma (gene pkig). The record is from RefSeq and is a predicted model, not a curated record. The coding region runs from base 321 to 557 and encodes 78 amino acids. Lineage: Eukaryota; Metazoa; Chordata; Actinopteri; Holocentriformes; Holocentridae. Gene Ontology annotation, molecular function: cAMP-dependent protein kinase inhibitor activity. Gene Ontology annotation, biological process: negative regulation of protein kinase activity. The transcript has 3 exons.